GCCCACCGUCGACAUCCUCCAGGGUCCGCCCGGCAUCGGCCAUGGCGUCGCCGGCGCACAUCUCCGACACCGACCAGUGGAAGGCCCUCCAGGCGCACGUCGGCGCGAUCCACAAGACGCACCUGCGCGAUCUCAUGACGGACGUCGACCGAUGCAAGGCAAUGACGGCAGAAUUCGAAGGCGUCUUCCUGGACUACUCGAGGCAGCAUGCCACCACCGAGACCAUCGACAAGCUCUUCAAUCUGGCGGAGGGCGCAAAGCUCAAGGAGAAGAUUGACAAGAUGUUUAAAGGCGAAAAGAUAAAUACCAUAGAGAAUAGAUCAGUGCUCCAUGUGGCUUUGAGAGCGCCAAGAGAUGCAGUCAUAAACAGUGACGGUGUGAAUGUGGUCCCCGAAGUUUGGGUUGUUAAGGAUAAAAUCAAGCAGUUUUUAGAGACUUUCAGAAGUGGCUCAUGGGUUGGGGCAACUGGGAAACCAGUGACAAAUGUUGUCUCAGUUGGGAUUGGUGGUAGCUUCCUUGGACCUCUGUUUGUGCAUACGGCUCUCCAGACUGACCCGGAAGCAGCAGAAUGUGCCAAGGGCCGACAACUGAGAUUUCUUGCAAAUGUUGAUCCUGUUGAUGUUGCACGGAGCAUCAAAGAUUUAGAUCCUGCAACAACUCUUGUUGUGGUUGUCUCAAAGACCUUCACGACAGUCGAAACAAUGUCAAAUGCCCGAACUAUCAAGGAGUGGAUUGUCUCUUCUCUUGAGACAAGGAUUCAUUAUAGAACUUGUGCCAUGCUAUCUCUAUGAAGUGUGCAUUGGCAUCAUCAUACACCGGUG
Triticum urartu is the source of this 821-nucleotide messenger RNA. Lineage: Eukaryota; Viridiplantae; Streptophyta; Magnoliopsida; Poales; Poaceae. The record is from RefSeq and is a predicted model, not a curated record.